CUGGGCGUGGGCAAUUCUGUGUGACAAGACAAGAUGUCGCUGGUGAGGCCAGUCCACCGACUUCCACAUCCUUCAGUGGCAUCCCUGUGUCCAGUCUGUGCCCCAAACCUGUGCACACUACAGCUCCCCACAAGCAGAUGUCCUCAAGCACAGACCUGGCCCUGACACCUCCUUGACGGUGGCCCUUCCUGGUGGCCCUCGAGGGGCCUGUCUGUGCUUGCUGUUCUCCACAAGUGCCAGCCUCCCUGUGUGCCCACUCUCUCUGUCCUCAGCAACGGGUGCUCUUCCUGUACCUGGCCCCGGGUUCUUUCAGAGCUUGCCUCCUCUCCUCCAGGAAUCUUCCAUGGGCUCCCAAGUGUUUGCUGCUUCUGUGACGUACAUCUAGAAGCACAGAGUCUGUCCCUCCUGUCAUUAACCAGGCAGUAUCAACAUUUUCCAUUCUUUUUUUUUUAAAUUUUUUUUUAGUUGAACAUGGACACAAUACCUUUGUUUUACGAAUUUAUUUAUUUUAUGCGGUGCUGAGGAUUGAACCCAGUGCCUCACGUAUGCAAGGCAAGUGCUCUGCCACUGAGCCACAGCCCCAGCCCAGUGUUUUCCAUUCUUGUGUCAUUUCCUUCUAUAAGAUUGUCUGUUCUUGAUAGCAGGGACCCUGUCAUGUUUGCCUCUGUAUCCCAGGAACCAGCUUUGCCAGGUACAUAGUAGGUGAACGUAGGUUGGAUGGAUGAAUCCAAGCCCACUCUGGGAACGAGGCUGGCCCUCAUUCCCUUUCUGAACUAAAAGCCGAGCAAGCGUCUGUCUAUGCUGGGAAUUGUGCUUUUGCCGCCACCUGACUUCUAUCUGUUUUAUCACCUCACCCUAUAGAACAGAGGACCUGUUCUUUUGGCACCUGUCACCACCCAGAACAUGUUUGUGAGGAGGUGGCAUUUCGUCUCAUUUUCAGUGACAGAAAGAGGAGGCAGUGGGUGGGAUGUGGUGAGUUCCUGUGGGGAGAGUUGGCAUCGGGAGUAGGUGGUUUAGCAAAGAGGAGGCUCGGAGCAGGUCUUCCCGAUUCACCUCCAGCGUGACUCUGUGCCAGGCGCACCUUGGGGACACGUGACAAGCUAUUUCUAAUAGUAAAGAAAAUUUAAAAUAACUUAUUUCAUCCUUCCAGAAUUGGAAAGGAGGUCAAGAGAAUGUGGGCGCAAGAAGUUUAAAAAUACUCCAGAUGGUUAAUGAGCUGCAAACUAUGAAUCCUUUCCAAAAAAAGGGUGGUUUGAUUUUCAGUAGUUUAAUUGUUUAUAAUUUCUCAUUAAAAAGUUUCCACCCUUUGGUCAGAGAAGUGGGAUGUUACAGUCAACCCAGAGGUUUUACCCUGAGACCCAAUAGGUUCUGAGAGGUGGCUGUGGGUGACUUGUGUUCUCUGGCAUGCGCUGGUCCUCACGUCACUGAAUGGGCCUGUGUGUGUCUUGCUUAUAUAACUCUUCUGAAAGUACCUCUGUUUCAGGAGAGCCAAUUUUCAGCCACGCUUUUUUAAGGAAAAUUUUUGCAGGGUAAAUUAGCCUGGCUGGCUCUAAGUUCUUUAUUCUGGGGUACGUCGGAGUUCAGAAAGAUAUUAAGAAAUGGACGUUCUUGCCUCUCUUCUACUCCUAGUCCACCUGAUCCCCAUGUCAGCAGCUAGGAAUGGAGCGAGCAGCAAGAGUCGAAAGAGAAUCAUGCCCGACCCGGUGACGGAGCCCCCGGUGACAGACCCCGUUUACGAAGCCCUUCUGUACUGCAACAUCCCUCGCGUGGCCGAGCGCAGCAUGGAAGGUCACGCCCCACAUCAUUUCAAGCUGAUCUCCGUGCACGUGCUGAUUCGCCAUGGGGACAGGUACCCACUGUAUGCCAUUCCAAAGACAAAGCGGCCAGAAAUUGACUGCACUCUGAUGGCUAACAGGAAGCCUUACCACCCUAAACUGGAAGCUUUCGUGAAUCACAUGUCCAAAGGAUCAGGAUCCUCUUUCGAAAGCCCCUUGAACUCUAUGCCGCUCUACCCCAACCAUGCCCUGUGUGAGAUGGGGGAGCUCACGCAGACAGGAGUCGUGCAGCAUUUGCAGAAUGGCCAGCUGCUGGGGGACAUCUACCUAAAGAAACACAAACUCCUGCCGAGCGACUGGUCCCCAGACCAGCUUUACUUAGAGACCACGGGGAGGAGCCGCACCCUACAGAGCGGGCUGGCCUUGCUCUAUGGCUUCCUCCCAGAUUUUGACUGGAAGAAGAUCUAUUUCCGGCACCAGCCAAGUGUGCUCUUCUGCUCUGGAAACUGCUAUUGCCCCGUGAGAAACCAGUAUCUGGAAAAGGAGCAGCGUCGCCAGUACCUCCUGCGGUUGAAGAACAGCCAGCUGGAGCAGACCUACGGGGAGAUGGCCAAGAUCGUGAAUGUCCCCACCAAGCUGCUCCGGGCCGCCAACCCCAUCGACUCCAUGCUUUGUCACUUCUGCCACAACGUCAGCUUCCCCUGCACCAGCAGCGGCUGUUUCGACAUGGAGCACUUCAAGGUGAUCAAGAUGCACCAGAUCGAGGACGAGAAAGAGAGGCGCAAGAAGAGACUGUACCUGGGGUACUCGCUGCUGGGCGCCCACCCCAUCCUCAAUCAAACCAUCGAUCGGAUGCAGCGCAUCGCUGAGGGCAGGAAGGAUGAGGUCUUUGCCCUCUACUCUGCCCACGACGUCACUCUAUCACCAGUUCUCAGUGCCUUGGGCCUUUCGGAAGCCAGGUUCCCGAGGUUUGCCGCCAGGCUCAUCUUUGAGCUCUGGCAAGACAGAGAAAAGCCCAGCGAACAUUCUGUGCGGAUUCUCUACAAUGGAGUCGACGUGACAUUCCACACCUUCUUCUGCCAGGACCACCACAAGCGUUCUUCCAAGCCCAUGUGUCCUCUUGAGAACUUGGUCCGCUUUGUCAAAAGGGACAUGUUUGUGACCCUGGACAGCAGUAGUACUAAUUAUCACGAUGCCUGUCACAGGGAAGGAGUCUAAAGAUACAUGGUACAGCCUACAUUGGUACUGAGGGCUGGCAGGGUUCUCUUCUACUUCUGUCUGUUGGUAAAGGUACAAGAAUAUUGAUUUUUAAAGGUGAAAACUUGCGUUUGGGAGCCACAGAGGCGGUCCAGGCUGAACACUAAGCACAUGUUAUAAGUUGGUACGUGAGUUACUCAGUACACAGGAAGAAGGAGGUACUGUUUCAUAGCCAGACCACUCAGAAUGCCAGGUUAAUAGUCACUAUCCAAAGUUGCCAAUUAAAGUUUGUAUUCCUUUGGCCUGCCAUAGAACCAGCAAACCUUAGCCAAAUUUUCUUAAUCUUGGACACUUUUACCUCGUCCUUGUCCAAAGAAAAAUUUCCAGAAGGGAUUUGUCUAAAACAGGGGAUGGCCAAUGUUUUUCCAUAAAAAGGCAGAGAGAGAGGCAGAGAGUAAAUAUUUUACACCAUGCAGAACAAAAGGCAACACACCAUCUCUGUCACUUCUCAACUCUGCCCUAGCAAUGCAGAGCAACCAGAGACAACACAUAAAGAAGUAAAGUGUGGCUGUGGGCACAGGCCCUACAAAACAGGCAGUGGCUCAUGGUGGCUCACAGGGUAUAGUGUGCUGACCCCUGAUUUAAAAUCAGGCUGUACUAUAAUUGCACUCUCAGCACUUUGAGAACCAGCUGAAUACCAAGAAUUAUUCGAAGGUUCCGCCAGUAACUUCUGCUAGAAACACAGAAUCUGGUCUGACACUAUAACAAAACAUCAAAUCCGAACAAACCAUAGAGAAAUGACUAGAAUAAUACUUGAUGUUCAUGAUGAUUGUGGUACAAGAUAGUUUUAAGUAUGUUUGAAAUAUCUGUCUGCUGUAGUCUAUUUGCUGUGUAUGCUGAAAUUUUUGUAUUCCAUUUAGUAUUUUUAUAGUCUGGGAAAAUAUUUUCUAAGACCAGUUUUAGACACGCUCUUAUUCCUAUAGUAAUAUUCAAUUUUCUGUACCUGCUUGGUGGUUGGAAGAAGGCCAGAAGCUGAAUUCAGGCACUUUUUUCCAAAAGACUAAUGACGGCUCAUUCCUUUUGACAAGUCCUAGAAUUGGAUCAAUUUUUAAACCAUUUUCAUCAGUUUCAAAUGGCAAAUUCCGAUUGAUUUUUAAAUACGUUUUUAGAACUUUGUUACUAGAUAAUUAAUCUUUCUAAGGUAUUUUAUAUAUUAGAAGCAAUUAUUAUUAAAUCUGUGAUUUUGAAAUAAUGGUGCUAGUUCUCUUCACAGAAAUGUAAAGUCCAAGUGAGAUCUCCAGUGUCGGUAGAAUUCCAGCCCCUUCUUGAUUUUGUCCAAUGUUGCAUUUGAACACAUCUGUUUCUAUAAAUAAAUUUUUGAAGAAUA
Marmota monax (woodchuck) is the source of this 4359-nucleotide messenger RNA. It is a transcript of the gene Pxylp1, whose product is annotated as 2-phosphoxylose phosphatase 1. Gene Ontology annotation, molecular function: phosphatase activity. Gene Ontology annotation, cellular component: Golgi apparatus. NCBI's taxonomy places the organism in Eukaryota, Metazoa, Chordata, Mammalia, Rodentia, Sciuridae. Gene Ontology annotation, biological process: chondroitin sulfate proteoglycan biosynthetic process; dephosphorylation; glycosaminoglycan biosynthetic process. The coding region runs from base 1599 to 2993 and encodes 464 amino acids. The transcript is spliced from 5 exons. The record is from RefSeq and is a predicted model, not a curated record.